This is a messenger RNA of Ornithorhynchus anatinus (platypus), 1480 nucleotides long. RefSeq names its product chromosome 8 C15orf65 homolog (gene PIERCE2). Gene Ontology annotation, cellular component: axonemal microtubule. The transcript has 2 exons. Lineage: Eukaryota; Metazoa; Chordata; Mammalia; Monotremata; Ornithorhynchidae. Bases 31 to 426 code for a protein of 131 amino acids. Gene Ontology annotation, biological process: axoneme assembly. The record is from RefSeq and is a predicted model, not a curated record.
CCAUGGAAACGGAGGCCAGCGUGGUCCGGGAUGGAGUCGGGGACCGGGCGGCCGAGGGAUGCUCUGGGGGACAGCGAGGGACAGAGCGCCAGGAGAGAACUGUUCUCAGGAGAUACUGAGCCCGCACCAAUCGGUAGAACCUGUUUUAACCCAGGCAAUCCGGUGUUUUCCUGCAUGUUGGCCCCAGAGAAUCUCCACACCUCAUCCUCACUAUCGAAACCCCAAACGAUCAUGUAUAAAACAACCUCGAGUGAUUACGGCGGAUUGACCCCAACGGCCGAAUGUCUUCCCCGCAAAUACUUUCCGAAGGAUCAGAGUUUUUCAAAGGUUCUUAGAGCCGCUGGAAUGUUCCAGGAUAACUCCCUAAAUACCGAAAUCGAUAAAGGCAGGGUCUGUGACGUCGCAAAUUUUCAACACACUUUAUGAAAUCAAAUGUCUUCGGCCGGGGCCUUUUGAAAUCGUCUUCGGCCUGGGAAACUGGCAUUUUCAGCAGUGUCCAAAAUCUUCGGACCACGCCGGGGACAGACGGGGAAAAAAAGAAAAUAAACGUCUGAAGAACCGAGUUUCUAGAAGAGCCAGAUGGAAAGGACAGAUCUUAGAGAGAAUGGAGUUUUUUCCAAAUGUUUGAAAUUGACAGUGCCCCCAAAUUAAAAUCUUGUCAAGAACAACUGAAGUGGCAAAAACUGGUUUCCUCCUCGAAGACAUUUCGUAAAUAAAUACCCCAGAUUUCCCUCUCCACGCAGACACCGAAGUUUUCUUCUCACAUAAGCCCGGGAGAGUAGGUGACAAUGAGUAUUAUCCCCAUUUUACAGAUGGAAUAAAUGAGAGGUCAAAAUCACCUCGUCAGUGGCAAAACUGCAGGUCUCUGCUCAAGGACCCAUUUCUAGAUGACCUUAUCGUGGUGAUCACGCUGGUUCUGAACAGUGAUUCUCCGGGUUAAAUUAUUCUUGAACCUUCCUUUUACGAUUCUUAUAACAACAUUAGCCUCUACCUUAACCAGUGGUUUCCAUUCUAUCCUCUGCUGGGACAUUUUUCUUUCUCAAAUGAACCUUGAAAGAUUCCCCAAUGUCCACAUUUUGAUUCCCAAUUUCAGCGUGGCGGGGUCCGUUCUUAUUCACUGAACUUUUCUAGAUCUCUGAGAAGACACCAAAAGAAUAUCUAACUAAAAAAAUGUACGAGACUUUGCUCGUUUACUCUAAAAGGUUUAAAACCAAGUUUUGUUGUUGCGGGAUGUCUGAAUGUCUAAAGGGAUUGAAUUCACAUCCGUAUGUAACGGAUUAGUCAUUUCAGGGAAACCCUCCCUUUUCUAUGGGACUGAAAAGAAUGAAUUGGGAGUUUGGCUAAUAGUUUUUGGAGUGACUUUUAAAGACAAGCCCAUCCUUUUUGUUGGACAGAGUUGAAAAUGCAGUUUCCUUCCUGGGCCACAUACCAAAAAGCAGUAGAAAAGCGACGUGUAUAAAUAAUAAAAUAUCAAAUUUUA